Molecule: messenger RNA, 3319 nt
Organism: Amoebophrya sp. A25
Lineage: Eukaryota; Dinophyceae; Syndiniales; Amoebophryaceae
Source: the annotation of a GenBank genome assembly
AAGUAGUAGGACCAGGCGGAGUUGUUUCUGUUUGUGAUGUGUUUGCUAUCCAAGAUGCAAAGCAUUACAGUUUUUAACAAUACCUCCAUGUUGAAAGUGAACAACACAAAUACUUGACGAACCUCUACUUGAAAAAAGCAAUGUCCUCUGACGUGAAGACGCUUUUAAAAUUCGGAGGAGAAAGAGCAGUAGUACGAGGGGGAUAUCACUGCUGCUGUGCCGGAUCGAUAGUACGAGGUUCUUGAUGGACGAGCAGCAAACGUAAAGGAAGGACAGCGAAGCCUGUGCUCCCCAAGUGCCGAACGAGGUCGUGAGUAGAUCAGUACCCGACUCGGAAUGCCUUUACCACCCUCAGUGCGUAGGCUAGAGGAAGCUGUCUCACAGGUUGAGCGCCUCUCACUGACAACAGCGAAGCCAGGAGACGGCUCGUCAGUUUCGGGUUCUAUUAUGCUCUUUGGCUUGUAGUUGUGCAAGUAAUCUUUCAGUACUUUUACUUUAAGCCUGCCUACAAUGAUGUCGUUGACUUCGUACCAUGAUUGAUGAGGAAGACCUCUGUCGAUGAAUGUAGUUUUCAACUAUCUGUAUCUUCACUACUAGGAAAAGGAAGUAUAAGUACGCCGGUCGUGUAGUAUCCACCUCUAACCUUCCCGCGGCACGUAUGAAGCCAAGAACGGGUGGAUCAGGCGAAUCCGUGACGUCCGUAUCUAGUGCCCGACUUUCAGGCGAAGAUGAGUCUUCGCUUAUUGCUCGUAUCGACGUUCUAGAAAGAGUUACGGUGAAUGACUAUGACAUGUUCUUGAUGAGGCUUUAUUAUUGAACAAGUCUGCUAUUAAAGUCUACUAAGUUACCUCAAGUAGAGCAAAAAAGUUAUUAUUGAACAAGAUUUCCAUAUUGAUGAUAGAUAAGAACGCGAUGCGUCGGUGUGCAGUACGGAAGGAAAACAUGAACCAUGCUGCUCAUGUUCUAAGCUGCAAAUUGCUUCUAAGUAACUACCACUUACUACAGUUAUUUCCUCAAGCUCUCUAAAACGUAACUCGAGGAUGCCAAAGACGCCUUAUCCUGUACCGAGAGUGCGAGAGCGGACAAUGCAGACUUUGGAUUCAGGGCACGUUUCAUCUGGCUGGUCUUCCUGCUUAUUCUGCAGUCAGGCAGCAGUAUGAUAUGGUCCUCCUACACUGCUCUCCUGGACCGUCAUCCAUCAAUUAUCUACUUCUCGACUAUGCUGAUUGGAGCAGGAGGUACUUGUAGUUGGUGUCUCUCGAACCCCUUGAUCGUAAUGAAUUAGAGCACUUCUAGCUCUUUCUUGACCGAAUAAUACUGAUCUGAUCCCUCGAUCUACUCAGUGCACUCCUCCGGUGAACAGGAACACUCUAUCUAGUUGUAACUAGUGCGUUACGCUUACGGUAGUUACCGCUUGUUGCUCUCCAUGAUGGCAUCUUCGUUCUUUUCUUUUCUUUGAUCCAAAGAUCCAAAGUACCUUUUCCGAAUAAGAAUAAAAAUCGAGACCCUUGGUCUAAAACUGAUUCUUUGCGAGUAGCUUUCGAGGUAAUCCUCGAAGCUGCAAGUUUUUCUUGGUUCUAUAAUCCUACAACAGGUAACGCCGGUGGCCAGUCGGUCGUCUACGUUGUCAGACGAUUAGCACUGGGCGAGAAGGUGAGCAACUGGAAGCAAACGAAAAUAGCUUUCAUGCUUGCGGGAGCAUUAGCCAUUGUCGCCUCUUUGCGGUUUGCUAUCCAACAUGAAAGCACCUAUUCCUGGCCGAGCUAUCGAACGAACGCGGCGCUCACAGUAACGGCAUUUGCUGUCAUUUUGUCAGGGGCUCUCUUGGGUACUGAUGAAAGUACUUAUUUGCAGCCAUUUAUUUAACGGAGGCUCUUUUGGGUAAAUAUCUACUCUUAGCAGAAUCCAAUUAUUCUGGCUACGUUUUACUAAGUCUAAGGUACUGAUAUAGCUUUUGUUUUGAAAUAUUUGCUUUAUAGACUUGCAUCUGAACAUCAAGAUAUUACCUCAUCAAGUAGUGCUUCUUAUUUGAGAUUGAGCCUAACUGCAAUCAUAUCAACUUCAACACUCCUCAAACACUCUCCAAUACAUCUUAAUAUUCCAGGUACCGUCUUACCCCAGUUUUUGUACAAGAUGCGCAUCGAUCCGGCACACGCUUCCGCGAUGAUCCAAGUCCUCAUGGACAUGCUCGCGCUCGGCAUUGUUUGCUAUGUCUGCCACGCCCUACUGGGUGAUGGCGAUGAAGGGCAUACAUCGUCACUCUUGGUUAAGAUGAAGAUGAUGAAGAUUCUUCAUUUUCACAGAUGAACUUUCUUGGUUUUCUUCUUAGGACACCGAAAAAGAUGCACGAACGGCACAAAAGAAAUGAAUUAAAAUGGCGUAGUUUAAUUAUUGCGAGCACUAACAUAGGACAUCACGUAGAGACGGGUCACAAGGGAAGCAACUUCGUGUUGUCCUCGUUGCUUCCAACUGAAUGGACGAGUGGAAUACGAAGUUUUGGGAGGAUAUUACUAGGCGAGGAUACAGGAGCAGGAGGACCAGGACGUCACGCUCACGACCAGCAUAUUAGCACAACUUCUAUGGCAACAGGACAUCAUCAGACACAUCUUCAUCAAACUCAGCUAAAUGUUGGAGGAGUGGGAGGAAUGAUCGAAGCUGAUGCUGGGAAAAAUGCUGGGAUGGAUCAGAAUAAUCUUCCGAGUUUUCUAGAACAUCAACAAGGUAGUGCUGGUGCUGCUAUCAUGGCAAAUCAUCUUGGAGGCGGCGGCGGACAUCAUGUACAGCAAACGUCGUUCCUUCAAGCCUUGUUGCGGGAGAUGCCAGCACAACUGAGCCUAUUCCCAGACCCUGAAAUGCGGUAGAGAGCGUUCCUUCGUUCUUUUUGUUUCACUUUUGCUCUUCCUUGACUGGGAUGAGCAGUAUGAAUCUAGUAGAGAUCAAACUUUCACAAAUGAACUUCUUUGAAAUUGUAGACACGUCUUUUACUUUUUGAAGAUCAAUGUGCACAUACACAUGAUACUAGCGUAAUAUAACACGUGAAUGUACUUGUUUAUCCUCUCGAUAUCCCGAGAAUACAGCUCCAGACUACAGCUAAUGCUUUUUUAUCAUGUUUGAUCCUAUUUCUUUUUAGUCAUUUUUGUCCGUGGCGACCAUGAUGCUGAUGACGCAAAACACAAUAUUAGGACUCCAAACACGCACGUAAAUAAAGAUUCCUGCACUCACUUCACAGUGACAAGAAGAUGAAGAUUGGAAAAGGACAGAAAAUGAAAAACCUACGAUUUGCUGUGGUACCUAAGUACUUUUUUUGGUAUGAAAACAU